Messenger RNA from Rotaria sordida, 819 nucleotides. The record is from the annotation of a GenBank genome assembly. Lineage: Eukaryota; Metazoa; Rotifera; Eurotatoria; Philodinida; Philodinidae.
AUGCUACAAGCAUUUAUGGCUGAUGUUAUUUUUCCAAAUAAACAUGAAGAUAAACAGUAUAAAUAUACAGAUGAUAGUCAUUUACUUAUUUCGGAAACUUAUAUUGGUGUAAAUGUUGAAGUAUUUGAGUCAGAUGUUUUUCAUAGUGAUAUAUCAUGUCGAUUUAAAAUUGUUCCUGGAACAGUUGAAUAUUUAAUUGAUAAUAUUGAUCGAACACUUCAACAAUCAAUUGAAAUUGAAGAAAAAUUAUCAAUAGAUCUAAUAGAAAAUUUAUCUGAAAUUAAAGAAGAUGUUCUUCAACGAUUACAGCAUUUAAAAAAUUUUCGUAAUCGUCUUGAAAAUCCUAAUAUAUAUCAUUUAGAUGUUGGUGCUAUGUAUUCAAAUAUAAUUAUAACAAAUCGUUUACGACCAUCAGCUGUUGUUGAUUCAACAAUAUGUGCUCAAUGUAAUUUAAAUCGUCCAAAUGCACAUUGUCAACGUAAAAUGGAUUGGAUAUGGCGUGGUACAUAUGUUCCUGCUACACGUAAUGAAUUACAACGUAUUCAAUUACAACUUGAAAAUGAACGAUUUUCAUUUAAUGCUAACAAUAAUCAUAAUAAUAAUAUUCUAUCAUUUCAUGAAUUACCACAAGAAGCUCAAUUAUCAAUUGAACGUAAACGUUUAGCUGAUUAUUGUCGUGCUCGUUGGCAUCGAACGAAAAUGGAUGGUAUUGUAUGUACAAUAAGUUCAAUUAUUAUCAAACGUAUUCGAGAACUUGUUGAACAAAUUGGACGAUCACUUGAACUUGAUACAGUAAGAUAUCUAAUUUUUCAAACAUAA